Molecule: messenger RNA, 1725 nt
Organism: Ceratosolen solmsi marchali
Lineage: Eukaryota; Metazoa; Arthropoda; Insecta; Hymenoptera; Agaonidae
Gene: heca
Product: hdc homolog, cell cycle regulator
Exons: 5
Coding region: 77-1498 (473 amino acids)
Source: RefSeq, a predicted model, not a curated record
AAGGAGAGAAAGAGGAAGACAAGGGAAAAAGAGAUUAAGAGACAGUGUGAGAGGAGAGCGAAGGGAUUCCCAGGCAAUGGCACCGCGACGCCACGGGAACGGUAACGCAAUGAGCAGCCAGCUGGACCCGUUCGAGGACCGUGGGAUGAGCCAGGUGAUCGCCUGCUUCGGUCACUGCUGCACACCGGCGGGCGAAUGCCUCCGCGGCGACACCUUCAUCCGCCUCUCGACGAUUCAGGACUGCGUCAAGGUCAGCUGUAGCAACGAGACCUGCGCAGCGGGCCAGUUCAUGCACCGGGAGUGCUUCGACGCCUGGGAACAGACGGUCUUAGCCUACCUCAAGAGCUGCGGCAGGGCGAGAUGCUGGUCCGAGCGCCAGCGGCACCAGAACCUCUGGACGAAGAAGGGCUAUGAUCUUGUGUUCAUGGCCUGCAGCUGCAAGUGCGGCCGCGGCCACCUGAGGAAAGAUCUCGAGUGGGUGGCUGCCGGUAGAAACAACGGCGAGGACUCGAUCGGGGUCGGGGUCGGGAUCGGGGUCGGCGAGGCUAAGAAGAAGAAGAGGCGCAACAGGCAGAACGGGAGACCGAACGCCGCGACCGCGACUACCGCCGCUGUCGCCACCACCGCUGCUACAACGACGACGAACGCCGGGAGCAUCGUCAAUGGGAACCUCAGGGGUAGCGACGCCCAGGCCAUCGAUGGUACUCGAAUCCGAGCCGGGAGUCUCUCCUCGAGCACCGGCUCCAGUUCGCCUCCGGCGAACAGCGAGACUAGCGUCAGUCCUUUGCACCAGCCCCAAGUCAUCGUCAAAAAAAAGAACAAAGUUGACUUUUUCGGAGACAGAAUAAGACAAAGCUGCGGAGCGAAUGGUAUUUUUUCACGACGACUGGACUUUAGCGCAUUCAACAGUCUACCGAGAACAAAACUAAAUUCCUAUCACAUUAAGAUGGAAGACGAGGGCAAUCACGGUAACGACGACACCAGAUGCUUCAUCCUGUCGACCCUGGCGGCACUGCAGUGGUCGAGGGUCUCGUGCGUGCUGUGUCGCGCGGCGAUGCUAGUCUUUGAUAGAUAUCCCCUGGUUGACGGCACCUUCUUUCUGUCCCCGCGUCAGCACUCAGCCGCCUGUGCCGAGGUGAAGGUCGAGGGUCGGACGCAGUUCCUGUCGGCCGUGUGCAUAAGCUGCCUCGAGGGAAGCGGCGGUGGGAUUCCGGUCCGCUGCCGAUCCUGCACCCAGCCAUGGGAUGGCUCGAGCCUCGUUCUGGGAACGAUGUACAGCUACGAUAUAUUCGCGGCCAUGCCCUGCUGCGCCGAGCGCCUCAAGUGCAACAGUUGCCACAAGCCGCUGAUCUACCCGCACCAGCGGCUCAACUUCUACUCGGACUACAGCCGUGUGUUCGCCUGUCCGCACUGUCGCGCCGUCGAUGCUCACUUCGUCAAGCCCUUGACGUCCUGCUUCACCCGCGAGCACUUCCAGCUCUACAGUCCCUGGCCCUAACAACCAGGGAAAAUGGCCGGCGGCAGAUCGGCGGUGGCCCAGCGCUGCCGCGACCACGCGGCCAACAUAUCCUCGAGCCCCCUGAUGGCUCUCCUCAGGGCGAGCCUCCUCUAAGCCAACAACAGCCCAGGGCGCAACGAAGACACUAACGGAAUUCCUCGCUCCGCCGGAAGAGAAGCCCCCACAAGAUCUAUCGAGAUAGAGAGUGCGAGAGAGUGCGUGUGCGC